Zygotorulaspora mrakii is the source of this 1368-nucleotide messenger RNA. RefSeq names its product She9p (gene SHE9). The transcript has a single exon. Gene Ontology annotation, biological process: inner mitochondrial membrane organization. Bases 1 to 1368 code for a protein of 455 amino acids. Gene Ontology annotation, cellular component: mitochondrial inner membrane. Lineage: Eukaryota; Fungi; Ascomycota; Saccharomycetes; Saccharomycetales; Saccharomycetaceae. The record is from RefSeq and is a predicted model, not a curated record.
AUGUUGUUACGAUGCCGAUUGAGACCCUUGGUGAUCAAUCACAAGUGCCCAUGUUUGUCUGUUAUAAGACUUGCGAGUUAUAGAUCGUUUUCUAAAACUACACUUGUAUUGGAGGCGUCGGAUCCGAAAGGUGCAAGAUCAACUACAAAGGAGCACCAAAAGAGUUUAGGCAACAUUGCUGAGCCAUAUUGGAGAGCGUUCACCUCACGAAUGCAACAGUAUAAAUCCGCGGUGGCCCGAAUAAAGCACCAGUUUUCCAUUCACGCCAAGAAAGCACAAGAUUCAAUUCGUGAAGCCAACCAAAAAUUGGCAGAACAGGAGAGGAAUAGAAUGGACACACGCUUGAAUUAUGAUAAGGACAUCGAAACCAGCAGAAGGAUUGUGGAUCUGCCCUCGCAAAGAGAGGUCCAUCGACGUCAAUGGUCCAGAAAAUUAGAAUUUUACUUGGACUCGUUACAGGAGACUGUUCUGACGGCUACGAAAGCUCUAAACGACGUCACAGGAUAUACUAGUAUUCAAAAGCUUAGAAAAAGCAUUGAUCUCAUGGAGCACAAUCUAGAACAGAACAGAACCUAUCUCAAAUCGUUGAAAGCAAGGUAUGCCACUGCGAUUGAACAGCGUACCGAAUCCCAAAGGGAGCUCAACGAAUUACUUCAAAGGAAAAGUUCAUGGUCGCCUGCAGAUCUCGAAAGGUUCACUAAGCUGUACAAGGACGAUGCCAUGAAUUUGAAAAGAGAACGAGACCUGAAGGAAGAAGUCAGAAUAAAGGACUCUGAGCAAGAGGAACUUAUCAAUGACUUGUACCAUGCCAUUCUUACCCGCUAUCACGAGGAGCAGAUAUGGUCCGACAAAAUUAGAAGAACUUCAACAUGGGGUACGUUCAUUCUGAUGGGUGUCAAUAUUGUGCUCUUCCUCGUGUUUCAAUUACUACUAGAGCCAUGGAAAAGGCGGAGAUUGACGAAAUCCUUUGAAGAUAAAGUUAAAAGAGCACUGGAUCAAUAUUCAAUUGAACAAACUCAGAAAUUUGAGGAGUUGUCAAGUAAUUUGAAGGAAUCAGGGAACUUGGAGCAGUCAAAAACGAAAGAGAAGGAUUCAGAACGAACUGUUACAUUUGAAGAAAACGCUUCAUUAGAAAACUCUUCACAUCAUUCAGAGGUGCUGCCAGGUGUAAAGGUUACUACACAUCACUUUCCUGCCGAAGAUAUGUCAUUCAGUAGAAUCUAUCAUUGGCUAGUCAAUUUCGCAACGAAAUUGAAACCCUCCACGGUCCUACGGCUUGAUUCCGUAUUUAGCUUGUCCAGCAUAGAGCUUUACCUCUAUUCAGCAUUACUACUAUUUCUUGGUGCCCUAUCAGGAUCAAUUUUAUAG